AUGGCCAGCCCUUGCUGCAAGGACACCUGCUGCAAGAAAGAACUAGUCGACGACAUCACGGGGUGGAUCAAGAUCUACAACGACGGCACAGUGGAGCGGCCCGCCCCUCCUCCGGAGGCACAACAAUUGGCAACUUCCAUCCCACCCUAUGACGUGCCAUGCAACGGAGUGACUGUGCAUGACAUCCCGGCUGACCCACCUCUCCGCCUGUACCUCCCGGCGGCGGCCCCUUUGAACGGUCGCCGCCUCCCCGUGCUACUCCACUUCCUCGCCGGUUCGUUCUGCAUCACCGACCCCUCUUGGGCGAUGUACCAUUCCUUCUACGCCCGUCUCGCCGCCUCAAUCCCCGUCGCCGGCAUCGUAUCCAUCACCCUCCCUCUCGCCCCGGAGAACCCGCUCCCGGCGGCCAUAGCUGCCGGCUAUGCCGCCAUUGAUUGGUUGAAGUCGCUUGCUCGACCUGUGCUGCCCAACGAGCCAGUCCUUGAGCCAACGUAUGACCCCGUAAACAGGCUCAGGGAUGUGGCCGACUUGUCAUGUGUGUUCCUCAUAGGUGACAGCAAUGGUGCUAAUCUGGCGCUCCAGGUGGCCGCCGGGUUCAGCUCGGCGGAGCCGGGGUACUGGUGCCCCGUUCGGCUCGCCGGAGCCAUCCUCCUCAACCCCGGGUUUACCCGUUCUGCUCCGAGCCGGUCUGAGUCGACCGACCCCAUGAACAGGUACAUGAACCGCGAGCUGGUGGGCAUCACCCUGUCUGCGUGCGUGCAUCUUCUUGCGAGGAGGAGAAUUUGUGAAUCGCGAGUGCUUGGAUUUCUUACCGUUCAACUGGAUUGGACUUGA
This is a messenger RNA of Lolium rigidum, 834 nucleotides long. Its product is annotated as probable carboxylesterase 6. The transcript has a single exon. Gene Ontology annotation, molecular function: hydrolase activity. NCBI's taxonomy places the organism in Eukaryota, Viridiplantae, Streptophyta, Magnoliopsida, Poales, Poaceae. The record is from RefSeq and is a predicted model, not a curated record. The coding region runs from base 1 to 834 and encodes 277 amino acids.